CCUAGUCCGAUGACGAGUCCCUUCCGCUACCCUGCUUUUCCCUCAGGUUCUAUGAAGGAGGCUUCGCCGGAAGAGGCUGUAGCUGUAAGAGCGGUGUUUUGGGAAAUGAGCAAGUGUCCGCUUCCUGUUGGCUUUGAUCCUCGUUUGGUUGUUCCGUGUAUCAAACUGUAUUUGGAGAAGUAUGGCUACCAUGGUCCUUUCAGCAUCUUUGCCUUUGGUGUACUAGACGACGUUCCUAUUGACAUUCUUAGAGGAUUCUAUUCCACUGGAAUCGCUCUUACUAACGUCCCCAACUGCGAGGGCUUUGGAAUUGGUCAGCGUAUUUUUGACUUUACUGACAAGAACCCACGUCCAGCUACUAUUGUUGCGUUAUCUGAUGGGGACCUUAAAAUAACUAACUUCAUACGAAGAGUUGCUGGAUACAACUUGCUUGAGCCGAAAUUCGGUGAUAUUCUGUCAUUAUCACGAGAUUCGGUAAUCCUACCUCACGGACAAAGAGGUGACCCUCACUACUGGGAUUGCUUAGUAUGCCAGCGUGACCCUCCUAGCCAAGACUUUGACGAGUUCACCGCCCAUCUCUCUAGUGAAGAACAUCAGGGGCUGAGAUUGGGCUGGUUACCCGAUCGUCCUCGGUGUGUACCCUCAGCUCCCCUUCCCCUUGAUUCUCAUCCGGCCUUUGCUACUAGAAUGCCGGGGGAACACUCCUGGGACCAGGAGCCUGUAUUAACCAAAGUGCUUUGGGACAUCAAUGGCUGUCCUGUUCCCUCUGACUUUCAUCCUCUUCUUGUUGGUCCAUGUAUUAAACGGUUUUUGGAGGAUUCAAGCUACCCUCGUCCUUUUAGCAUCGUUGCCAUUGGCCUACUGUCAGACGUCCCUGAAGAUACCCUGCGAGCUCUCUCUUCCACUGGAAUUAUUCUUCAUAACGUCGCUUACAGUUCCGGUGGCCUUGAGGAUCUUUAUUUUGAGCUCACCGAAUUUUGUGAAAAACCUCCAGCUAAUUUCAUUGUCAUAGCCCCUCCGUCCGAUGGUCUUUACCAUGAAUUGUAUGAAAGCUUAGAUCUGGGAUGUACAACAUCGCUUAAGAUUCGUGAGACUCUUCCUUGUGAAUUUCUGGGAGAUACAGCAGCGUUUGAGGAGGCACUUGAGGAGGAUAAGGGCAGUGAAGCGGGUGAAUCUGCCUACUGGUUUUGCUCAGUAUGCUGCCAUGGUCAUGCUUUCCAAGGCAUUGAAAAUUUCAUCACGCAUCUCUCUGGUAGAGCACACCAACGGAAGAUUUUGGACCACUUGCCAAGAGCAGAACGGGUUUCUCGUCCGGACAGAACAACCAGGCAAGUUUUAAUAUCCUUUAACGUUGAGAUUUCUAAUUUUUAGAAUUCUGUAUUUUAAAAAAAAGAAUUCUGUAUU
Molecule: messenger RNA, 1404 nt
Organism: Camelina sativa (false flax)
Lineage: Eukaryota; Viridiplantae; Streptophyta; Magnoliopsida; Brassicales; Brassicaceae
Source: RefSeq, a predicted model, not a curated record